CUCGGUCCGCCAGUCGCGGUUGAGACUUUGUACGGUGCAGACGGGCCACGCUCGUUCCUGGUGCGAAAUUUUGUUGAUUUGCCAGCAAAAGUGUGUGUCCGAUCGGUGCAGGAGACCGAAGAAGUGGUGCUGCGGUGGGGUUCGGUGGUGAUUCUGGGAGGAACAGUUCCAGCAAUGAAUCAACCUGUGGCCGGUGAGGGCUGAACGUGCGUGCAUUGUGCAAGGCUCAGGUCGGGAUCGUGUCACGACGUGACAAUUCCCGCAAAACGUGCAGAGCAGUGAAGAAGAAGCGCCAAAGUGACUUUUUUUGUGGCGAGAAGACGAUCAACAACAAAAACAACAGUGAGAGAGCGAGUUCAAAACGUGAGAGUGAAGAGAGCGCAAACUGUUACCGGGAGAGAGGAACGAUCCCGUCGUGCUUUUUUGGGGUGUUUUGCACUAAUCAACGCUGGACGGACAGGAGGUGGCCAAAAAUAUCUCUUUUAUUGUACCAUCAUCAUCAUCCUACAUCACCGGAGGUCAGCGGGAGCAGGAGCGCGCGCGCGCGUAAAUUUAGCGCCCUCGUGCAGCAAUAGAAUUUUAAAACGGUCAUUUUACAUGCGCCAGGAUGGAAGGACAAGCGCUAGUGCAACUGGCGGAAGUCGCUCCUGCCGAGGUGACUGCUGGUGGUGGUGGAGAGCCACACGUUUUCGCAGCAGUGCGUGAUGACGCCGCCAAAAAUCACGGUCAGCAGCAACAGCAACAGCAGCAGCAGCUACAGCCGCGAUUGCAUGGAAAUAAGAAACAGAACAAGCAUUUCUCGCGCCAGCAGAGCAAGAACAAAAAGUGGAAGCUGAAUAAAUUUAGGCGCAAUCAGAAGGACUGCGGGGGGAAGAAAAAGGAUCAGGUUAAGGGUGGGCCGGAAGGGGUUGCGGUUGGUGGUGGAGGGAAGGGAGACGAGGGGAAGGUAAAUCAGUCUGGGGGAAAUUUAGAGGUGAAGCAGCAACAGCAGCAGCAGGGAAAGCACAAAAAUCCGAACAAAAAUGCAAACAGCUUGAUGCAGGUUCGAAACAAACGGCUGCAGUCGGUGUCGAAGUUUUUCCUGCCGGAUAAGCGUCCCAGGAAGGAUUGCAUCAUUCCACCGACCAAGUUCUUGUUGGGUGGGAACAUUAGUGAUCCGUUGAAUUUGAACAGCUUGCAGAACGAGUCGGAGAAUGCCGUUACGCCCAAGUCAUCGCCGAUACCGACUCCGCCGCAUUACAAAAACAAGAUUGAGGUGAUUAUUCCGCCGAACAUCAACGAUCCGUUGCAUCUGCUGGAUCCGGUUGACUCGGUGGAGUACGAGAUGCAGUUGUGCUCGCCGAUGAAGAAGAAGCAAAGGGCGAGGAAUAAGCGCAAACGGAAGUCAAAGUCCGAUAAGAACAAUCAAAGCUUAGACAGCAGCGCGGGAAACGUAUCCGCUGGACCGGGUCCAGGUGGUGUUAGUUUGUCGGAAGCGGAAGCGACUACGGCGGAAGAAGCUCAGCUGUUGGCUCCGGGCUCUGUCAGUAAGGAGUCUUCUGAUCAGGCGUUAUUGGAGGGUGGCAACACUGGAGAUCGCGAUCGGGCUAGUCGUAACUUGAAGCUGGACUUGGAAGUGUGCAGAAAGCGUAGAAUUAGCGAGAGCACAUGCGCGAGUAAAAGCAAGGUUCGUCGGAUGGACUCGAUGGACAAGAUCGUCAGUCCGGUCAUUCCACAACCGGGAGCCUGGAAGCGUGGUCAUUGGCCAACGAUCCCGGUUGGUGCUCGCAACCGCACAAGAACUCAAUCGUGCACAUCAAACAGUGACGAACCGGUGGCGAAAUGUUUGGCCACUGAGCAGGAAGGUGCUGGCACUGAGAAUGCGGAGAAACCGCCGGAAUCCGUCGAGCAAGCUCAGCAAGUUGAACAACCGUCAACGUCUCAGCCCCAGACGGAGGACAAGAAGAUCCAGGACGACACAAACUACCAUUACGGAAAUUACGACCGGUACUACGGCUAUCGCAAUCUGAACGAGUUCAUUGACGUGCGAUUGAAGGUGUUUUUGCGCAACCCGUAUCUGUUCAAAGAUAAGGACGUCCUGGACAUUGGAUGCAACGUCGGCCUGAUGACGAUCGCCGUGGCCAAGAUGUUGCACACCAAAAGCAUAACCGGCAUCGACAUCGACAACAAGUUGAUUGCGAAGGCGCGAAGAAAUCUGACGACGCACGUUCGCAUUCCAACGGAGGAGCAACCGUCGAGCCCGGUUAAGAAGGAACCGGAAUCGUCAAUCAAGUCGGCAGAGCAACCGAAGAGCGGUAAAAAGUGCAAGCAAGCGAUUCGUAGGAAAUCCGGGGGACACGCAAAGCACGGCAAGCACCACCAACAUCAGUCGCAACAGCAGAAGAAGGAUCCCAAGAAGGGCCACUCGGAGUUCUUCCCGAUCUCGUUUCCGCUCUCGCUGGGAAAUGUUGGCGCCAAAAUGUACCACUUGGACGUGGGAUCUCCCAGCAGCAACUUUCCGCACAACGUUAUCUUCAAGACGAUGAACUACGUGCUGAAGGACGAAUCGCUGAUCGCGUACGACCAGCAGCAGUACGACCUGAUCCUGUGCUUGUCCGUCACCAAGUGGAUGCACCUCAACUUUGGCGACGUGGGCCUCAAGACGGCGUUCAAGCGGAUGUUCAACCACCUGCGGCCGGGCGGCAAGCUGAUUCUGGAAGCGCAAAACUGGGCCAGCUACAAGAAGAAGAAAAAGUUGACGGACAUCGUCUUCGACAACUACAAAAACAUCGAGUUUUUCCCAAACAGAUUUCACGAUUAUCUGCUAAGUCCGGAGGUGGGAUUCAGCCACAGCUAUCCGCUGGGCAUUCCGCGGCACUUGAGUAAAGGCUUUCGACGGCCCAUUCAGCUCUACGUCAAGGGCGACUUCACGCCGAGCCAGGCCCAGUGGAGCGACACGUACCAUCCGCAGACGCCGUAUCACAACCACCGCAACAUCUACACGGACAUUGCCAACCCGGCCCAGAACAACUGCAUCUGGGGCUCGACAACGCCGUACCAGCCGUCGUACAGCACGCGGUGCACCCCGGUGCACGGCUUCAUGGCCACCUCGCCCUACUACAACCCGCGCCAAACGGACAGCUACCAGCCCAGCUACGAUGCCGGUAAUCGUCGCGGUAGCUACUGCUUCGCGUCCCCGCUGUACUCCACUACCUGGUCGCCGCCGUCCGAUCUGUGCCACCGGCGGUCCGCCUCGAACACGCCCACCAACUCGGCCAGCGUGCGGAGCGCGGAAAACGACGAACACUACGCACAACACCGGCCGCACGUGUAUCCACCCAUCGAGGUAUUCCCACUGGAGUUUGCCGGAGGACGCUCGCAGGGCGCCCCCGGAUCGGCCAGCGUACGGCAGACCGACUCCGACUCGGAACCGUCGUGCAACUCGGCCUCCCAGACGCCCACCCGGUCGCAGUACGACGUGGACCAGUCGUCCAACUCGCCCAGCACAACACACUCCCAGCCGGAUAAGUAGAUUGCAGGAUCGCGUCGUCAUCGUCGACGAUGUGGUUUGUUCUGUGAUUGCGUUGAGCCGUUCUGAACCAACAGUUGCUCCAAGCUAGUCCGUUCGCUUUGUGAAUAGUACGUACAAUGUCGCGUCGCUUGAAAGGCGAAACCGUUUUCUUUUUUUCCACAAACACACACACAAAAUUCUUGUUUUAUUUCUUAUAUU
Molecule: messenger RNA, 3709 nt
Organism: Culex pipiens pallens (northern house mosquito)
Lineage: Eukaryota; Metazoa; Arthropoda; Insecta; Diptera; Culicidae
Gene: bin3
Product: 7SK snRNA methylphosphate capping enzyme bin3
Exons: 5
Coding region: 608-3511 (967 amino acids)
Biological process (GO): snRNA modification
Molecular function (GO): O-methyltransferase activity; RNA methyltransferase activity; snRNA binding
Source: RefSeq, a predicted model, not a curated record